Messenger RNA from Formica exsecta, 6208 nucleotides. RefSeq names its product homeobox protein PKNOX2-like. Bases 525 to 1982 code for a protein of 485 amino acids. Lineage: Eukaryota; Metazoa; Arthropoda; Insecta; Hymenoptera; Formicidae. Gene Ontology annotation, molecular function: DNA-binding transcription factor activity, RNA polymerase II-specific; RNA polymerase II cis-regulatory region sequence-specific DNA binding. Gene Ontology annotation, biological process: regulation of transcription by RNA polymerase II. The transcript is spliced from 8 exons. The record is from RefSeq and is a predicted model, not a curated record.
AAAAGACGAGACGGUGGAAGGAGGCGGACGGGGUGGACGGUCGCGCGUUGAAAAAUGUCCGGUUACUUGAAUUUAUCGUUUACGUGAACAGAGAGUGAGCGUGGUAAACACGAGACUCGCGAACGACACCGGCGUGCGAACCGGCGAGUGAAUCCCACGAGACGGACGUCGUCGUUCCCCGGGCACGUGUAGUACGCGGGAGGAAACCAAGUGCUCGGAGUCGCUCUCGACUCCUGUGACGGUUCGAUAUCGCAUCGCAUCGUAAAGUUGCGAUAAAAUAAAACAAGGCGAACGCGGGCGCGCGCGCGGACGUAUCGCGCCAAGAGUGCCGAGGAUCGGAGGGAGAUCUCUCACGAUCUGUCACGCUCAUCGUCUCAGAUUAAGCGGUCUUGACGAGGAUCUGGGAACGAGAGAAUGAAGAUUGCCAAGGGGGAAUGAUAGGUAAGAGCACGCUUAAAAGGAGAGACGACGACAAGAUCGAUGUCGAUUAGAAGAGUGACGAAUCCGCGAAAACGUGCGACAGGAUGCAAGAGGGUAACACCGCCGUUGCGCUAGCGAUGGUGACUCCCGGAUACGAUCAGGACCCUGCGAGUGGGGUCGCCGACUAUACGACUCAUCAAGAUCAGGCCCAGUUCGAGGCUGACAAGAGAGCCGUGUACAAGCAUCCGCUCUUCCCGUUGCUGGCGUUACUAUUCGAAAGAUGCGAACAGGCGACCCAGAGCUCGGACAACUCCACGUCCGAAAGCUUCAACAUGGAUAUACAGGCUUUCGUCCAGCACCAAGAAAGAGACCGAAAGCCCUUCCUGAUCAAUGACCCCGAGAUUGACGGUUUGAUGAUCAAGGCGAUACAGGUGCUGCGCAUCCACCUUCUGGAAUUGGAGAAGGUGCAAGAGCUGUGCAAGGACUUUUGCAACAGGUACAUUACAUGCCUGAAGGGCAAGAUGCAGAGCGAGAACCUGUUACGCAGCGACUACAGCCACCAUGGGCACGAUAUGGGUCCAUCGAGUGGCAGCAAUGGCAGCAGCCCGUUGCAGGUGCUGUCAUCUACAGGCAAUGAUGUUGAGUCGGGAGCUAACGGAUUCAGAGUGAGCCGAGGGGACUCCGGACUGGCGGAGAACGACGGCGCGAAUCCGCGAGAAGAGAGCGAUAAUCACGAUAAUCAACCGGUUCGAUCGUCGUCUUCCGCCAUCCAGCGCAACUCGGGCAAAUCUGAUAGCCAAGACCGCGACGAUCCACUCUCACCGUCCGCGGUGCACGGAAGCACGCCUCUCUCGCAGAUCGGGGCGCACGGAUGCGCCCCGGUUAACGACAUGUAUCUCGGCCAAGAUGACAGUAACGAGUAUCUACGAACUAUCUCCAACAGAGUAUAUUUGGAAGAGGCUGGAUACUGGGGACUAGUCGCGUUGCGAGAACGGGAAAACGCGGAAUACGCGGAUGUCGGAAAUGCUAAUGAUGAAAAGUAUUUUGACAUUACUGUUGCAGGCUCACCUUCUCCGGUGGCGAGCGAGGACGAGGAGGAAGGUGCCAGCAACGCGGCCUCGAAUCACGCUGGGAAUCAUAGAAGUAAUCACGGUAGCGCUAGAAAGGGACGUCAGAAGCGAGGUGUUUUGCCUAAACAUGCUACUAGCAUUAUGCGAACGUGGCUCUUUCAGCAUUUAGUACAUCCUUACCCAACCGAAGAUGAAAAGCGUCAAAUCGCCAGCCAGACGAAUUUAACGCUGCUACAAGUGAAUAAUUGGUUUAUCAAUGCUCGUCGACGAAUCCUACAACCAAUGCUAGACGGCGCGGGUGCGGAUGCGGCGUCGCGCGCUGGUAAACGUCACAAGGUUUCGAAACACGCUGUACAACAACAAGCGACUCAACAACAACAAACAGGCUGGCAGUCCGAUGACUCGGCAAGUGAUUCGGGUUCUAGCGACGGUGAGGGAGGUGCCGCUAGAUCGAAAGACGGUAACGAUAGCGAUGAAGAUGAUCUUCACUGACCUCUGUCGAUCACCGAAACGUCAACCUCUUUACGGUACCUUCAAAUCCAGUUGCUCAUUACAGUAUUAAGGUAUUCGGGUAUAGAUAUCGCUUUAACUGUCAAAUACGUAAUUAAUCUUGCGAAAGUUAAGAAUACGUGGGUAGAGGUUAUCACGCUCUCUGAUCAUUCGACACUCUGACUAUUCGUCAUCUACCCAAUCUAUUAGUUUUUUUUUAUGACUAACAAUUAGUCAUAAAUGAUUAUUUUGCUUCUUCAUAUGGGAAGCUUUGUUUAAUCUCGGUUCAUAUCGUGGUGAGAAUAUUAACUUUAUCAUGUAUAACACAUGAGAGACGAGGACUGAGAUUGAAUAGGUACUAGAAAGAGCAGCUUACUUAAAUAUAUCUAAUUUAAACGAAAAGAUACGUUUGCAUAAAGCUAUGAAAUGUUAUUUAUUUUUGAUGACAAAUUUUCAAGUGAAUAACCGCGCGAAUAGUGAAGAUAAAUCUGAGUUUUCUUUCGAAUCAUAAUCUCUUAUUAGUUUAGUUAUUUUUUCUUAUAACUUACAUCUCCCCCUCAUGAUAAUAUUAUUUAUGACAUCUAUAAAAAAAUGUAAUUAGAAAAAUAUACGUUGUUUAAUUUAAAUGUAAUCUUAUUAAUGAUUCAUCGGACAAGAACUCACUAUGAAAAGAUUUUCUUUGGUGGUUAUGUACAUUUUCAAACAUAUAUUAUUGAUGAAUUAUAUCGCGUGUAUAAAUUUUCUUUUUUGUAUAUUUUUAACAUAAUACAUUAAUUGCCUCAAUAUCAAUUAUUGUCAGUUUUUUGUCACACACACACAAAACUAUUUAUUUUACUACAUUAUUAUUGGUAUUGUUACAAUUAAUACUGUUUCCACUAUUUGACUACCUACUACUACUACUACUAUUGCUAUUACUCUAUAACUACUGCUAUUAUUACUAUUAUUACUGUACUGCUAUUACUAGUAAUAGUAUUACUACUGCUAUUGCUAUUCCUUCCAUUAAUGCUAUUACUACUAUUACUAUACUAUAUGACUUUACUAUUAUUACCAGUACUAUUACUACUACUGUUACUACUAAUACUAUCGCGCUUCCGCUACCACUAAUGCUAUUGCUAUUACUGCUAUUACUAAUACUCAUACUGCUCCUAUUGCAAUAAUUGCCAUUCUUGCGUUGCAACAAAAUACCCGGUAUCCGCAUAUUUUUCGUUUGCGAUUAUAAUUCGUGUAUAAGCUUAUUCAGAGAUAGAAAUUUAUUAAUCUGCUUUGUAUAAUGGAAUGCAAUACGCGGACAAUGAAACGGCAAUUGAAUCAUUGGUAAUUAGUAUAUAAUUGUAAAUCAUUUGAUUAGACGCAUCACGUUUUGUAAAAAGAUAAAAAAUGGAUACUUACUUAAUUUUCAAAUUAGAUGAGGACAUAGCUCAUAGUAAUGCAAUAUUGAUUGUAUUUUUCGUGCCAUUAAAGAGCGUGGUAACUUCCGCGUUUAGUCUUUGUUCAGCUCUGCAGUGUCGUGGCAUAGCAAAGCGCUGUCCCUCCAUGAUAAUAAUAAUAAUAAUAUAAUACAAAUAAAAUAUAACUAAUAAUGAUAAUAAUUAUUACGCUAUUGAUAAUGAUAAUAAUUAUAAUUAUAAAAUAAUGAUAAUAAUGAUAAUAGUAAUAACAAUAAAAACAGCAACACAACACACAACGCAAUGAUGAUAUAUAAUACUACAUUAAAUAUAUGACAAUUAUAUAUUUUUAAAAUCUAAGUGUCGUCCCUGAGCGCGCGUAUACUGCACGUUACUACUGUACAUAUUACAUGCGGAACUGUAGUGUGAGAUAGAGAGAGAGAGAGAGAGAGAAAGAGAGAGAAAAAUGAAACAAAGAACAAAUAUUACCGAGUAUGUAAAAGAGAAGUUAAUACUUUUCUUAUUACUGAAAAAAAAUGGAUAUAUCCGACGACAUACAUUUACGCCAUCUUUUUUUAGAAUAAUAUUAAUGUUUAUGCGCACUAGCUGUCUACAUGUGAUCAUUACGUUUUACUAUUAACGGCAGAUAUUCUUCUUCCUUGAAAUACUUUAAUGCUCGUUUAUUUCGAGCUUUUCUUCUUCGAAUCCAGCAAGUUUUGAUAUCGAAAACUCGCAAAUUAUAACUGUUCUUGCUGAAAUAUAUAUUCGUGUAUAUACUGUUCUUCCCGAUACACAUAUACGCAUGUACAUUUAUGCUUUCCCAAUCUAUCGUUUCCACGCGAUCCGUCCAUCGAGAUUUUUACAUAAGUGGUUAAAGCCAUUUUAUCUUGUUAGUUUUUGGGACGUAAAAUAACGUAGUGAAAAUUAGUUCCAAAUCGAUACAGUUUCAGUAGAAAGAUGUUCUUCCUCUUAAUGUGAACAGUAACACAGAUCGUGGAGAAUUCUCGUUUCGGCUUAACUUAUCUCAGCUUUGCCAAUACAUUGUCACCGUCGUUUUCCUCAUUCGGAUUAGUUCUCGAUAAGCGAAACGACACUAGUCACUCGAUCAUAGGAAGAAAAUAUGUCAUAUGACGCAGCCUGCAGUGUCAAAGUGUAUGGUUGCCUUAAGAGUAUAGCCAAAUAUUAUUUCUCUCCUGUUCCUCUCCAUUACUCUCCUCUUAUAUAUGUAUUGACUUUCCUGAUGUAUAUAGCCAAUUGACAGAGUGCUUCCAUUUAUAGUAGCGCGCAACUUGUUCGUAUUGAGAAUGAAUUCUGUAGUUUUUAUUGUUACUUUUAUUGUUCUAUUUUUUUUUUUUUUUUUUUUUUUUUUUUUUUUUUUUUUUUGAACAUACCGAUUUUUUUGUAUGCAACAUAAGCUUUGCUUCAGUCGCUUCGAACGAUUAUGAUAUCGUAAUCGCACGAUAUAGAUACUUGAAAAUAUAUGCGAUACAACUCGAGUAAAACGAUAUUAUCAAUUGCAGACAGCUGACAGUAUAGCUCCGUGUGUACGAUAUAGCCACGACAUCAGUCCGCUUAAAAGUAAUAAACAAUCGGUCGCAAUACAAUAAAGAUUAAAACUUGUGGGGACAAAAUAUCACUCAAUCUAGUCUUUCGAUUUUUUGAAAAAAGAAAAAAAAGUAUGGGGAAAUGCACCCCAAAGGGAUCUGCAUACUAUGCUCAACCGGAUUGUUUGUAAUAAGCAAUAAUAUACGCGAUCCAACGCGAGAUGAAGAAAGAAAAAAAUCGUUUCCCUAGCAAAUAUUAUUGCUUUAACAAAACCGCCACCUCUCUCUCGUCAUACGGGACUAUACUGUAUCCGAGAGAUAAAUAAAAUUUCUAAGAUAACGUUAUAGAUUAAGAGGUAGGUUGUAAGGCUGAACCACGUAUACGUAUGUGCUGCGGCACCAGACAACUGUGAUAAUUCGGUGGGCGGUGCCCAGCCUCCUACUUCAUCCUUGUAUACUAAAAAAAAAAUAAUUAGAAAUGAAGAAAGAGCGUAAACAAUUUUACCGAGGAGAGGUUGAACGUAUGUCGGGACGUGCGUUGUAGAAAUGAUUUUUUAUCCAUAUGCACGUGUGCACGAAAAGUCGCGAAACGCGUGGCAUUUAAAAUAUGCGCUAUUGGCAUAUUUUCACUUUAAAUACUUUCCUUUCUUUACGUAUGAGGAUGUUCCCGUAUAUAAAAAAAAAAUUAUUACGACGCGUGCAUAUAGAUACUCUUUAUACGAUAGAAAACGUAAACACUUUUGCCGCAUUAAAAUGUCGAUGCGAAAAUUAUCUAUCGAAAACUAGAUUAAAGAAAAAAAAGAGGACAUAAAAGUAGGAAUGGGCACGCAAAAUAACAAAUAGUUUAUUAAAUAGUUAACAAAUCGUGAUCAUCGACGCAGACUUUUCGUCGAAAUUUAUGGAUGAAUCCAAUUUGAGAAAUUACAUCUGCACUUAGCAUCUUGCGAAUUGCACGUCACUUGUUAUUAAAAUAUUUGUAUGCACAUAACAUAAUUAUGCAAAGACCCAUGGCUUUAUUUCAUAAUUAUAUAUUUUCUUAUUGUAAAAAUAUCGAACUUUCAUAUUUUUAAUUUCUUGGAAUGACCUCUCUACUUUGAACUUUUUCUCCACGUUUAUUUAGUAAUGUGAAAUAAAAAUGUCAUUUGAUUCGUGCAAGUUUUCGUUCUAUGCAAAUGUGUUUGAAAUGUAAGAUUGCGUCCUAAAGUAAAAUCCAGAAAUCCAAUAAAGCAAACCAAAUAAAUGUAAAUAUUCAGUUUAUAGACAUGAAGUCUAAUAAGAAUUGAGAGAGAGAUUACGAUUA